CUCAGAUAAAUCUUGCACACCUUGGCCGGUAUCAGAGGAGGAAAAGAAACGGGAGCCAUUUCGACGGGGUUUACCUCCCAAUCGGUUCAAACAUAUGUUCCAUGGAUGUGACUGAGUUAACAAGGAGAGGGAAACAUGGAAAAUUUCAAAGAAGACGGUGAGACCGUCAAGGAUGUGCGCUCUCGAGGACUGGGGGUUAGGCAUUGUCAAUGCAUCAUGCUUUCCCUGGGGUAUGCAAUCGCCUAUAUGAUUAGAACCUGUCUCUCGCUGAUAGUUGUCGGGAUCCGAGAAGAGCAAAAAAAUACCUACCGAAUUUUCGACACCCGUUUAUCUGAAGCGGACAUAUAUUUUGGGUUCCAGACUACGAGUGGAGUAAAAUCGGCAUUACCAUACAUCGCACUGAGUCUUUUGACGCUACCAUCAAGUUAUCUCUCAGAAUGGAGUGAGAAGAGGGGAUUAUCACGUGGACUAGUCCGCAAAAUUUGGAAUACAAUUGGCCAGUGGGGAACUGGACUUGCAGUUCUUGGUAUCUCCUUUGUAUCAUCUAGUAAUACGACACUAGCCGUGGUACUGUUGGUCGUCUGUGUUUCGUUUGACGCGGCGAGUAAUUGUGCCUAUCUAAUUAAUCAUAUGGAUCUGAGUCCCAGAUAUGCGGGAGUGUUGGUGGCUAUUACGAGGACAGCUGCGAUGGUCGUUUCUGUACUGGCGCCUCUGAUUGUAGGAUUGAUUGUCACCGAUUUGUCAAAUGUUGCUCAGUGGCAAACAGUCUUCUUCAUAACAGCAGGAAUUUAUUUCCUGGGGAAUAUAAUAUUCAUUUUAUUCGGAAGUGCUGAGACCCAAUCCUGGGAUUCAUGAAGGUUUUCAGACCUGAUUUGUACCCGUGGAACAGCCUCACACUACCCCCACUCUUCAUCAUUUUGAGGUAGUGUGCGUGCGCAGCCGGACCUUUUUUAUGGCACUCUAAUACGUCGAGAGCUUCCUACUCCUCUCACACCGAUAUGUCGAUGGUCAAUUGUUGGUCGAUCGAUGAUCGAUCAAUCGAACCGUGAUCGACUGGCACUCGACUGCAUGAAUAACUCGAAUCCCCUAUCGAGAGAUCCGUCAGGGAAAAUAAUCAAAUAAUAUAGAACAAUGUUUUUUCCUUCUUCUUGUAUUUUUGACCAGUUAAAAGGUAACGUUGGCGGAUCUUUCGAUAGGGUGGGUCAAAUAGUCCAACCAGUUAAGUUCCAGUAGAUGGCCGUUCAAUCGGGAUUGAUGGAUCGACUGUCCAUCGAUUACGCACAAUCGCCAACGAUCAUCAAUAAUCAACGGCAACAAUCUGUCAUCAACCGAGUGAAUAAGUCUGUUGACCAUCUAUCAAAUUUCAUCCAUUUCCGAACAAAUAGAUAGCAAUUCAUUUUUUGCAAAUUAUGUAAAAAUGUUAAACCUGAAUAAAAAUAUUUCUUACAUUGGUCUAUAA
Molecule: messenger RNA, 1459 nt
Organism: Diachasma alloeum
Lineage: Eukaryota; Metazoa; Arthropoda; Insecta; Hymenoptera; Braconidae
Product: putative inorganic phosphate cotransporter
Exons: 5
Coding region: 136-855 (239 amino acids)
Biological process (GO): monoatomic anion transport
Molecular function (GO): transmembrane transporter activity
Source: RefSeq, a predicted model, not a curated record